AAAGGGGGGGAAAAGCGCUUUCAUAGUGACAGGUACGGGAAGGGGCGACGCGCAGCAGGUUCAACCUAGUUACCAACCUCCCUGGAAGCCCGAUCGCGGAUCGCGACUGGGACUUUUCUUAGUUGAUCAUAAGCCGAGUGUGCGGAGCCACUCUCAUAGGUGAGGCGGAAGCGACCUGCUGCCUUUUCGGAAGGAAUUUACCGAGUUUUCGCUUUGCGUCCCCGGGGACAAGUUUUCCAUUUUCUCCGGGCCGGAAGUCUGUAUUCCAUGCAUGUGCUGAACAACUUGGCCAGCUGCCCCCAGCAGACCAUCCAUGACAUAAAGGCAUCUGACCUGAGAUGACCCGAGUCCCACCUGCUUACCUAUGAGGCCGCGAUCCCAGAAGAAAAUGGUGACUGCAUUGCUGGUGCUGGUCCAGCUGCUGGUUCUGUGGAGUACAGUGAUUCUGGGCAACUCCACCAUGGUAAUGGAAACCACCAGCAAGUCCAGUUCGACGACCAACAUCGCAGCCAUCGUCGCGCCCAGCGUGGUCCUGGGCGUGCUGGCCAUCAUCGUCGUAGUGCUGGUGGUCUUCUUCUGCAUAAUCCGCAAGAAGCGGCAGACGGAGGGAACGUACCAUCCCAGCGCCGAGGAGCAGACGGGGACCAGGAGUGUGCAGACGCCCGACGCACUCAAGCUGCCUAAGGAGGAACGGCUCAUCUGAGCCACACCCCACACGUACUGCGUGAUGAUUGGAUACCCAAAUCAGACAAUGUGAUGCCACCGUGCUGGGAAGUCUAGAGGUGCCAGCGUUUAUAAUGAAACCCCCCCCCCCCCCCCCCCCCCAGCAUCCUUGUACCCAAAAUCCUGCUGCCUUAUGAACCUGGACACACGGUUCCAGGAAAUAACUAAGAGCUCUAUGUCGCCGCCCUAUUGGCCAGGAUUCCAACUGCUGAGCCCAGAUGAGGCAGGAGAGCCUGGAGGUAGGAAAAUUAAUGCUGGACAGCACACAGAUCGACACAGGGUUAAACCCAAGUACUUGGUGACGGGGCGCUGAGUCGCUGUGUGUCAGACGGUUUUGUUCGGUUCUGUUGGCCAUGUUCAUCAGAUUAGCCUUCGGCCUUCUUCGACACACAGCUUCAGUAGUAUAUCUUAUAUUCAGAUAAAUACACUACUGCUUUGUAUUCGUGGUUAAUUAAGAAAUAUAUGAUAGGCUAUGCAAGCUUUGUCUCCCAUUCCGAAUCCUUUUUGUUUAUGUGGAUACCAGUUGCUGUUGUCCCAGAAUAGGCCUCUUAACUUGGUUUUCCCAAGACUGCACACUGGUUGCCGUGGACGAUCGGGUAGGUAAUGUUUUACACUGGAAGGUGACGUGCCACCGAACAUUUACGCCAUUAGAUGACGAUCUGUUCAGUACUUGCCCCAACAAGUUAGACGUUGUCGACCUCCACGCUCAAACUACUAUUUGUACUGGUGAGUAUAUAGACAGCAUUCCCGUACAGGUAGCUAUUUAUAUAUUUCUGAAAUGUCCCCUGAUGUGGCACGAUUAGUUCCUUAGGUCACAGUGUGAAGGUUUUAGUUUGGUCUAAUGUCACAAGUUCUGGCGGUGAAAGAAAAACAAAUAGGGUUUGGGUUUGGAAACAAAUGAAGUCAAAAUGAAACUGAAUAAGCCAGUUUACAAUUACUUCGACAAUGAUGUUACAACAUAUUUUGCUGAUUUUUUUUUUUCUAAUAAUGAUCUUUUGUUACACUGGAAUUAUUUUUUGUAUCACUAUAAGUUCAUUGUGCACGUGUCGAGGAACUUCUCGUAAACUUCACCGAAGCCUUGCAUUAACCCGGCCCCCACCCUUUAAAUGCUGGACAGAGUUGAUCGUUACUGGAUGGGAGGUGUUUCAACCUGUUCUGUGAAGGACGGCUUGGUUUUGUCUUACCUGGGGUGAGGAUAGGAUACAAAAAAAAAACAGGGUGCAGAAUGUAUAACAAAACCUUAAAUAAAUGCUGCAAGUGAUGGUCCCA
Messenger RNA from Brienomyrus brachyistius, 1992 nucleotides. It is a transcript of the gene crb3a, whose product is annotated as crumbs homolog 3a. NCBI's taxonomy places the organism in Eukaryota, Metazoa, Chordata, Actinopteri, Osteoglossiformes, Mormyridae. The record is from RefSeq and is a predicted model, not a curated record. Bases 365 to 703 code for a protein of 112 amino acids. The transcript has 4 exons.